Molecule: messenger RNA, 1455 nt
Organism: Anopheles marshallii
Lineage: Eukaryota; Metazoa; Arthropoda; Insecta; Diptera; Culicidae
Gene: mmy
Product: UDP-N-acetylhexosamine pyrophosphorylase-like protein 1
Exons: 1
Coding region: 1-1455 (484 amino acids)
Biological process (GO): UDP-N-acetylglucosamine biosynthetic process
Molecular function (GO): UDP-N-acetylglucosamine diphosphorylase activity
Source: RefSeq, a predicted model, not a curated record
AUGAGUGAAAGGUACGCCACGAUUGCUGGCCAACUGGCCAAAUGGGACCAGGGCCAUCUGCUGACGUUCUGGGAAGAACUGACGGAGGUGCAACGGACCGGAUUGCUAGAUUCGUUGUCCGAUAGCGUCGAUUGUGCCUCGCUGGAUGAAGCAUUCCGUCGUGCCAUGGCAACCGCCACGUCGACGAAGGAAGAUUUAAACGAAUUGCUAAAACCGCUCGCCCGAGAACGGUACCUAUCGGUGGCUGAGGCUACUGAGAUCGAACUGGAAGACCUAAGACAGGCGGGACUGGAACAGAUCCGGCUGGGAAAGGUGGGCGUGAUACUGUUGGCCGGUGGGCAAGGCACUCGCCUCGGUUCGACCGCCCCGAAAGGCACGUACAAUGUGAACCUCCCGUCGGGAAAACCGCUCUUCCAGCUGCAAGCGGAACGCAUCCGGAAGCUGCAACAGUUGGCCGGAGGCGAGGGUCGCAUCAAUUGGUACAUCAUGACCAGCGAGCAUACGCACACGGAAACACUGGACUACUUCAAGGAGAACCACUACUUUGGUCUCCCGGCCGAGCAGGUUCGACUGUUCCGGCAGCGCAGUGUUCCGUGCGUUGACUUCCAAGGUCGAAUACUGCUGGACGAAAAAUGGAAAGUGGCCACCGCGCCCGACGGUAACGGCGGCAUUUACCGCGCCCUCAAGGACGAAGGCAUUCUGGACGAGUUGGAGCGGGCGGGCGUACAGUACCUGCAUGCCCACAGCGUGGACAACAUUCUAAUCAAGGUGGCGGAUCCGGUUUUCAUCGGGUACUGUGUCCGCAAGGGGGCCGACUGUGGCGUGAAGGUAAUCGAAAAGGUACAGCCGGAUGAAGCGGUCGGUGUGGUGUGUGAGGUAAAGGGAAAGUACCAGGUGGUCGAGUACAGUGAGCUUUCGACCGAAACGGCCAACCGACGCAAUCCGACCGAUGGGAAGCUAACGUUCAAUGCGGGCAACAUUUGCAAUCACUUCUUCACCACACACUUUCUACGCCGGAUUGCCGACACGACAAUGCCACUGCACGUGGCCAAGAAGAAGAUACCGUACGUUGAUCCGGCUAGCGGUGAACGGCUUAAGCCUAGCGCCCCGAACGGCAUCAAGAUGGAAAAGUUUAUCUUUGACGUAUUUCCGCUGGCGGAAGCGUUCGUGGCGUUGGAGGGCCGACGGGAGGAAGAGUUCAGCGCUCUGAAGAAUGCGGACACGGCUGGCAUCGACUGUCCGUCCAGUGUGCGGGGCGACAUCUACCGACUGCACCGGAAAUGGCUUAUCAAUGCGGGCGCAACCGAAGUGCUUGAUGCAGCCGACGCAUCGUUUGAUUGCGAAAUUUCGCCGCUCUUAUCGUACGCUGGUGAAGGUCUAGAGGCGGCCGCCAGCGGUCAAAGCUUCCGCUGUCCGGUGCAUCUGACCGGUGCCGAUGAGCGGCAAGCGCACUAA